CAGUCCAGUGCCAGUGAGCCGUCUGCAGAACUCUGGACAUGCAGAUCAGGCUAUGAUUCCAACGGUGGGGAGCGUGGCAUCGGGGGUAGCAACGCUGCUGGAAGAAGAUGGAGGGUCUCCAGCCCACCACCUGCUCUCUAACUGCUGCGUCCCCGGACUGGGAUCCACAGACCAGGCGCGCCACAGUCACUGCUCAGCAGUAGCAGCCAGGGACCCCCUCAAUGAUCAAGCAGACGGCAGCUCUACUACCAACGGAGAAGAAAAAGCUGCUUGGGAAAAAAUAUACACACGCGCACGCACAGGCACACACACGCAGGACCUGCUUGCGCUCACUGGUGGCUGGGUUGCCACCGACAAAGCAUGUGAAGAGAUCCACGUUGGAGCCCUGUGAGACCGCUCAGACCCCACCGGCGCCACCAUGAACCCCAUGGCGCAGCUGUACUACAAGAAGGCGAGCUACUCGCCGUACCGCGACCGCAUCCCGCUGCAGAUCGUGCGCGCCGAGGCCGAGCUGUCGCCGGGCGAGCGCGCCUACCUGACGGCGGUGGAGAAGGGCGACUACGCCGGCGUCAAGCACGCGCUGGAGGAGGCCGAGAUCUACUACAACAUCAACGUCAACUGCCUGGACCCGCUGGGGCGCAGCGCGCUGCUCAUCGCCAUCGAGAACGAGAACCUGGAGGUGAUGGAGCUGCUGCUGAGCCACGGCGUGCACGUGGGCGACGCGCUCCUCUACGCCAUACGCAAGGAGGUGGUGGGCGCCGUCGAGCUGCUGCUCUCCUACCGCCGGCCCAGCGGAGACAAACAGGUGCCCUCCAUGUUGAUGGACACGCAGUUCUCCGAGUUCACGCCGGACAUCACGCCCAUCAUGCUGGCGGCGCACACCAACAACUACGAGAUCAUCAAGCUGCUGGUGCAGCGCAAGGUGACGGUGCCGCGUCCGCACCAGAUCCGCUGCGACUGCGUGGAGUGCGUGUCCAGCUCGGAGGUGGACAGCCUGCGCCACUCGCGCUCGCGCCUCAACAUCUACAAGACGCUGGCGUCGCCGUCGCUCAUCGCCCUCUCCAGCGAAGACCCCAUCCUCACCGCCUUCCGCCUGGGCUGGGAGCUCAAGGAGCUCAGCAAGGUGGAGAACGAGUUCCGGCAGGAGUACGAGGAGCUCUCGCACCAGUGCAAGCUCUUCGCCAAGGACCUGCUGGACCAGGCGCGCAGCUCGCGCGAGCUGGAGAUCAUCCUCAACCACCGCGACGACCUCAGCGAGGAGCUGGACCCGCGCGAGUGCCGGGACCUGGCCAAGCUCAAGCUGGCCAUCAAGUACCACCAGAAGGAGUUUGUGGCUCAGCCCAACUGCCAGCAGCUGCUGGCCACCCUGUGGUACGACAGCUUCCCGGGCUGGCGCCGGCGCCACUGGAUGGUCAAGCUGGUCACCUGCUUCGUCAUCGGGCUCCUCUUCCCCGUCUUCUCCCUGGUCUACCUGCUGGCGCCCAAGAGCGCGCUGGGCCUCUUCAUCAAGAAGCCCUUCAUCAAGUUCAUCUGCCACACCGCCUCCUACCUCACCUUCCUCUUCCUCCUGCUGCUCGCCUCGCAGCACAUCGUCCGCACCGACCUGCACGUGCAGGGCCCGCCGCCCACCGUGGUGGAGUGGAUGAUCCUGCCCUGGGUGCUGGGCUUCAUCUGGGCCGAGAUUAAAGAGAUGUGGGAUGGUGGCUUCACAGAGUAUGUUCACGAUUGGUGGAACCUGAUGGAUUUUGCUAUGAAUUCACUCUACUUGGCCACCAUAUCUCUGAAAAUGGUCGCUUACUUCAAGUACAACAGCUCUCGCCCACGUGAGGAGUGGGAGAUGUGGCACCCGACGCUCAUCGCCGAGGCCCUGUUCGCCAUCGCCAACAUCUUCAGCUCGCUGCGCCUCAUCUCGCUCUUCACGGCCAACUCGCACCUGGGCCCGCUGCAGAUCUCGCUGGGCCGCAUGCUGCUGGACAUCCUCAAGUUCCUCUUCAUCUACUGCCUGGUGCUGCUGGCCUUCGCCAACGGCCUCAACCAGCUCUACUUCUACUACGAGACGCAGGCGUCCGACGAGCCCAACAACUGCAAGGGCAUCCGCUGUGAGAAGCAGAACAACGCCUUCUCCACGUUGUUUGAAACUCUACAGUCACUUUUCUGGUCAGUGUUUGGGCUCCUCAACCUGUACGUCACCAACGUCAAAGCACGACACGAGUUCACGGAAUUUGUGGGGGCGACCAUGUUUGGCACUUACAAUGUCAUCUCCCUGGUGGUGUUACUCAACAUGCUCAUUGCCAUGAUGAACAACUCGUACCAGCUCAUAGCGGACCACGCCGACAUCGAGUGGAAGUUCGCUCGAACGAAGCUGUGGAUGAGCUACUUUGACGAGGGCGCCACGCUGCCCCCGCCCUUUAACAUCGUCCCCAGCCCCAAGUCGGUGUGGUACCUGUGCGUGUGGGUGCACAGCCGGCUGUGCGCCAAGGGACAGCCCAACCCCGAGGAGCAGAAGAAGCACGAGAACUUCAAGGAGCUAACGGAGCGUCAUGCUGACAACCUCAUUCAGAAUCAGCAUUAUCAGGAAGUAAUUAGGAACCUGGUGAAGAGGUAUGUUGCUGCAAUGAUCCGCAGUGCAAAGACUGAUGAAGGCCUGACAGAGGAAAACUUCAAAGAGCUGAAGCAGGACAUCUCCAGCUUUCGCUACGAGGUGCUGGACCUGCUGGGCAACCGCAAGCCGCCCCGCCGCACCUACUCGUCCAGCAGCGACGCCACGCAGCAGGACGAGGACCCCGCCGACGACCUCAAAGCCAAAAGCCCCAAGGGCGUGUCCUUCAGCCUCUCCUCGUCGUCCGACAAGCGCUCGCGGGACUCCGAGUACGGCGUGUCGGCGCUCUUCCACUCCAUGUCGGGCGCGGCGGACGACUCGCCCGCGGAGGGUCCGGCGCCGGAGGAGGAGGACGACGACGACGAGGCCGGCGAUGCCGACGGCGACGGCGGCGCGCCGGCCAACGACAAGAAACCAAAGAGCAACGGCCUGCGCAAGUUCACGUGCUCGUCGGCGUUCAUCCGCAACGGCGGGCGCCUGCAGCGCUUCUCGCGCUCCAAGAAGGACUCGCUGCGGCGGCUGGGCCUGCUCUUCUCCCGCAUGAACGGCCACCUGCCCGAGCCCGCCGGCGCCUCGCGCUCCGCCUACAGCAUCUCGGACGGCGUGGACCUCCGCAUGGCCGCCGCCGAGCCCCCGCCGCAGGUCACCCGCAGCGAGAUGCACCUCCACCGGCUGGGGGGGCUCGGGCUGGACGAGAUGGUGGCGGGGGCGUCCCACCACCACCACCACCACCACCAGCAGCAGCAGCACCACCAGCAGCGGCAUCAGCACCACCACCACCGGCAGCAGCUGGAGCAGCAGCAGCGGCAGUCCAACGGGCGGGACGGCGUCCUGCUCCUGCGGCCGCCCUCGACGGGGCAGCCCCCGGCCCUGGGGCCCCUGCACUGUGCUUCCAGCAUCACGGCGUCCAGCUCGCGCCUGCUCAGCUCCAGCGAGGACAUGAUGUGCGAGGGCUGGGUGGGGCCCUGCGACAGCCUGGGGUCCAUCAGCUGGACAGGAGAUCAGGAGGAGUCGGUCACCACUCAGCUCUGAGGCCUUGCUUUUGGCAGAGUGACUUCUGACCAUUUUUUUUUACUGCAUAAAAAAAAGCAUGGGCAUGCACUCUUAAGUCCAGGAUGAAAACAGAGAAACUCUUGGCUUGGCUAGCCACGGCGACACAACAGGGACAUCACUAUACUCCUAUAAGAGGUGUUCAGUAGCCCGGUAAAAAAACAAACUGGUUGUGAAUGGGAGAAACUGAGAGAAACACAUUUACUCUACCUGCAAGAUAUUACUGGCAAAUAAUUAGACUUAACAUACUGUAUUUAUUGGAAAAAAGCAAGCUUAGUUUAUGGCAAUAUUGGGGCAUAUUCUGCCCUCAUUGCAUUUUUUUUAAUUAUUAUUUUUGUUUAUAUUUGUAUCACUUCAGUGCAAAUUCUGUCAUGUCCAGCUUCAGCUGAUUGAGAUGUCGAGUGUCAGAGAGUGAAUGAGUCUGGACGUGCAUUCUCCCUCUGACUGUGCCAAAGCUUCACAUGUAAUGUCUAAUCCAGCAUGGCACAAUUCAUAAAGCUAUCACAUCCAUGCGUUUGUGCAAUGUCUGCUUUUCUUUUCAUUUGAACUGAUAAGCUUGUGGCUAACUAUGGCAACAGUGUUGACUAGGUGAGGAUUGAAGUACAGCUUAGACAGCUAGAAUAUUCCGUUUUUGGAUGCUGUGGGUAAAAAUGACCACUGAGGCUGUGUGAAGAAAGCUGCCUCAGGGAAGAUUAGAUCGAGAUGUUUUUAGUUGUACUGUCAUCAGACAAUGCAGGUGAUUAUAAUAAUAUCCUCAUAAGCAUUCAUUAUAUCUUGUCUUGCAUUGUGUUAGAAAGACCUGAAUGAAAACAACAAAAUUUCUACCCUUAAAAUAGCAUCUAAACUCUUCCCUAUACAAACUAUCAUUGAAUUAACAUGUUUACCAUUAUAAAUAAUUAGGGUUUACUAAUUUAUUUUAGAAAGUGAAGAAAUUAUCAUUAUGUUUUAUAAUAAAAUUUUAUUUUUCUAUAUUUUUUCCUGGGAUGAUGACCAUGAUUUUUGUUAUACACCAAGAAGCAUGGUAUUCCUCAGUAUAUGAAUGAGUUGGGAAUUUUAUACCUUGUUUUGGCUUGAGACUGAAAUUUAAAUUUCUAUGGCAUCCAUUUUGUUUCAGAUCAAUGUGACAUUUGUCUCUUGAAUUAAAUAAUAAAUCAGUAUCAUAUUGUAGAGAAUCUGAUAGUAUCUACUUUAUCAAGAGUCCUUCCCUUCUGGUGUACAUUUCCCAGAGACCAAAAAAUGAAACCAUUCAUGUUUUUAUUUUAUUUUUUAGAUGAAGGCAUACAUAUUUAAAACCAC
Messenger RNA from Sardina pilchardus (European sardine), 4945 nucleotides. RefSeq names its product short transient receptor potential channel 5-like. Gene Ontology annotation, biological process: regulation of cytosolic calcium ion concentration; calcium ion transmembrane transport. Gene Ontology annotation, molecular function: inositol 1,4,5 trisphosphate binding; store-operated calcium channel activity; protein binding. The record is from RefSeq and is a predicted model, not a curated record. The transcript has 12 exons. Gene Ontology annotation, cellular component: cation channel complex; plasma membrane. Lineage: Eukaryota; Metazoa; Chordata; Actinopteri; Clupeiformes; Clupeidae. The coding region runs from base 419 to 3631 and encodes 1070 amino acids.